Chaetomium globosum CBS 148.51 is the source of this 336-nucleotide messenger RNA. RefSeq lists its product as uncharacterized. The record is from RefSeq and is a predicted model, not a curated record. The transcript has 2 exons. NCBI's taxonomy places the organism in Eukaryota, Fungi, Ascomycota, Sordariomycetes, Sordariales, Chaetomiaceae. Bases 1 to 336 code for a protein of 111 amino acids.
AUGGCCGAUGAAGACCCCCCAGCUCUCCUUUUCCCGAAAAAAGCCCUACAGAGGGUUAAGGUUCCAGAGGUCCGUACCCCCUACUGCGGGUGCGGGGAAGGCAGGGAGACAGUGGAGCACUUGGUGGUUUGGUGCCCUGACCCAACGUUACAGAGACCGUGGGAGCACCGGGAGAUUCGGUCACAUGGGGACUUACAAACCGUACUACGGGAAGUAGGUGCCCGGAGCGUUAGGCUUGUUAGGAAGGUCCUGGGCUGGCUGAUGGACUCUGGCCGGCUACUGGAGUACAGUCUAGCCAGAAGGCUAGAGCUAGAAACAGUGGAGGGAGAGGGCUAG